Molecule: messenger RNA, 3128 nt
Organism: Dermochelys coriacea (leatherback sea turtle)
Lineage: Eukaryota; Metazoa; Chordata; Testudines; Dermochelyidae
Gene: RIGI
Product: DExD/H-box helicase 58
Cellular component (GO): cytoplasm
Molecular function (GO): single-stranded RNA binding; double-stranded RNA binding; DNA binding
Source: RefSeq, a predicted model, not a curated record
CCAAGGGGUUUUCUCUCCUUGGCAAGCAUGAAGCCAGGGCAAAGGAAAGCUUGGAACUAGUUCUACAGGGGCUGCCCCAACGAACUGGAGCACAGAUGACCACAGAGCAGAAAGCGGGCCUGCGGUGCUACCGGCCGUACAUUGAGAAGACCCUGAAUCCUGCCUAUAUGCUGGGCAACAUGAAGGAAUGGCUCUCUGAUGGGGAGAUGCUGAGAAUUCAGACUGAAGAACAGAAGAAGGGGCUGACUGCUGGUGCACUCCUUGUUGACUCUCUACUACAGCUCGAAUCGGAAGGAUGGUUUCGGGGAUUUCUAGAUGCACUGAAUGCAGCAGGUUACACAGGUCUGAGAGAAGCAAUUGAAAACUGGGAUUUCCAAAAACUUGAAAGCCUGGAAGUGCAUCGACAGCUGCUGAAACAUACAGAAGCUACAAUGAGAGAAAUUGAUGCAGAACAGAUAAUUCCUUUCUUAAACACUUCUCUCAUGGAACAAGAAUGUGAAGAGAUUCUGCAGGUCAAAGAACUGAAAGGCAGAAUGGCUGGUGCAGUAAAGCUCAUUGAAUGGCUUUCUAGGUCUGAUGAGGAAAACUGGCCUGAAACUUUUCAUCUAGCUCUAGAACGAGCACGAUAUGACCCAACAAGCAAACUGUGGAAUAUGAAAUCAGGUAACAAUAAAGAGAUGGAUGUUGAAAUGAUGGAGGACCAGAAUGGGAACAGUAGUGCCUUAGAUAUAAACGUACAGUAUUCCAAAGAAGCAGAAGUUGACAAUUUCAGUGAAAGUCCGUGUUCUCCUUCAGAAGUUUCUCAACAACCUACUUAUGGACCAAAGAAGCCUAGAAGUUAUCAGAUUGAGCUUACCCGGCCUGCUGUCAGUGGGGAAAAAUACAAUCGAUCUGGUAAAACCUUUGUGGCACUUCUGAUUUGUGACAAUCAUUUCCAAAACAUGCCCAAGGAGCAGAAGGGGAAGAUUGUCUUUCUAGCUACUAAAGUUCCAGUAUAUGUACAACAGAAAAAAGUCUUCACGCAACACUUCAAAAGAACUAGGUACAAAGUUGCAGAGAUUGCUGGGGAUGUCUCAAGUAUUAUUGAAGGGAAUGAUAUUGUCUUGACACCUCAGAUCCUUGUGAAUGGCCUCAAAGACAGAACUGUUCCUUCCCUUGCCAUUUUCACUUUGAUUAUAAUUGAGUGCCACAACACCAAUGGGAAUCGCCCCUAUAAUGUGUUAAGGUUCAAGUAGUUGGUCAUUAAAUUUGACUCCGCUGCAGAACAGCUGCCUCAGAUUGUUGGCUUAACAGCCUCUGGCAUGGGCAGUGCCAAGACCCUCAAGGAGAUGAAAGAAUACAUCUGUACCCUCUGCGCCUGCUUUGACAUAAGUCCUAUCUCAUCAGAGAACACACAGGAACUGGAGGAGAUUGUAUACAGGCCCAAAAAAUUUUUCAGACUAGUCGGGAAGUGCCCCCAAAACCACUUUAUGGACAUUAUCUCCGUCCUGAUGUCUGAGACUGAGGCCCUGGCAAGCAAGAUUUACCCAAUAGAUGCAUUUUCCCACAUUAAAUGUUUUGGAACGCAAUGCUAUGAACAGUGGAUCGUUGACAUUUGAAAGAAGUGCAGAAUGUUGCAACUGCCAGAUAAGGAUUGUAGAGCUCUUUUUAUUUACACUGAACGCUUACGCAAAUACAAUGACUCCCUCAUCAACAAAGAUGCACGGACUCUAUGCGUGGCCUACUUGACUGAAUUUUAAGACCUUAGAAGUGGAGGGUUUGAGAUAGAUCAACAGUUAACAGCAAACUUUGAAGCUAAACAGGAACUGAGAGAGGCCUCGGAAGAUGAACUGAAUGAGAAUCCCAAACUGGAGGAGCUCACCUUCAUCCUGAAUGAAGAAUACUGCCUAAAGCCACAGACCUGCACCCUCUUUGUUACCACAAGAGCUCUAGUGUCUGCCUUGAAGAAAUGGAUUGAUGAAAAUCCUACACUCAGCUACCUAAAACUGGAUACAUUGAUAGGGCGUAGCAAAAGAAACUAGCAAACAGGUAUGACACUCUCAAAUCAAAAGGGCAUACUGGACUUACUCAAAACCAACAGUAACAGUAAAAUACUACCUACAGCUGUUGCUGAGGAAGGGAUUGAUAUUGCUCAGUGCAACCAGCUUCUCCUCUAUGAAGACUCUGGCAAUGUCACCAAAAUGAUCCAAGUCUACAGUUUCAUAAAAGGGCUUCCUGUCACUCACAUGUCAUGGAAGCAAAAGACAGCAAGUGCAAGCAAAAGCGAAGUGGCUGAGAAUGAGAGAAACAAUAAGGAGGAGAUGAUGAACAAAGCCGUUGAGCAGCUGCAGGAGUGGGAUGAGGAAACCUUUGCAAGGAAGGUGGGUCCACUCGCUGCCAUUCUGCAUGGUCCAAAUCCAAACAGACGAACAUUUUCUAAGCCUCUCCAAAAACCAAGCUGCUAUGAAAACUUUGAGAAGAAAUACUGCUGGGACUCCAAGUGCCAGCAUGACUGGGGAAUCACAGCGAGGUACAAGACAUUUGAUGACUUCCCAGUGAUCAAAAUUGAAAGCUUUGUGGUGAAGAAUGUCACAACUGGGACUGUUUUCCAGAAAUGGAGGGAUGUGGAUUUUGCAAUGAGGGAAUUUGACAUUAAUGAAAUGUCCAGUACAGAGUGAAUAACAACUGGUUCAUCACCCUACUGGGUGAACUAUUUCAUGGGCAAAUGGCAGCACUUGCUUAAAGGGGGCUCUGCAGUCUUUCAUAAUUCUAUUAAUACUCAGUUCAAGUGGAUGGAUGUAGACUAAUAAUGCUCUAAGAACUAUUGUAUUUCAUGCCAUGGCUGAUACUUUUUUUUUGCCCAUUUUACCUCUGGCAUUCUUUUAUGUACACUCCCUCUUGUCACCUCCAACAGACUAGUAAGAAUACUUCCUAAUUUGUACUGACUGCAUGCUUAGUUAAGUCUUCACCUCUGCAAAAUAGCUUGUGUGGGGGGGAAACAAAUUGAGUACCUAAUCAAACUUAAAACAUGUAGAUAGUGAGGUGGAAUUCUAGAAGUGAACAGUUGAAGUUGCAUGUUUUGCAGCUAUUUGUUCAUGUUGCACUUUAUGCAGACCAUGUAGCCUGAACUCAUUAAAUCUUAAAUUCAA